AUGGAAAAGAGAAACCCUAGAGGAAGUGUUGAUGAAUUGUCCUUAGUUAAAGCAGCAGCAUGGGCAUGGUACCAACAUGGGUCCGGCUCCGAUGGGAAACCUGUGCCUGAAUUUGAUCUUACGAGGUUUAAGAAUGUCCCAAAACCAUCAAGGUACAAGUUACAAGCCAUUAAACAAGAUCAAGAAAAUACAGAUUCAUCUAGUUCGACACUAGGUGUUUCGAAUAAUUCUCUUCUUGAUAAGUAUGAGAUAGAGAGGAUAUCAAAGCAGCUUGAUUUGUAUAUAAAGUCUAGUCAUUCUCAGCACUACGGCGGCUUUUGUACCAGUGAUUCGGCCGAGAAGGGAACUGCGGUGGCAGUCGGGAAAAGUGACGGCGGUAUUGGAAUGAAGAGUGAGCCGAAGAAGAAAAUGAAAGAAAUAUCAAAAGGGAAAAGCACGUGGCGUGAUUCCCAUAAUAGCAACGAGCGAAGGUGUCUAGGCAUCCCAGUUGAGACGACCAAUGCCUAG
Messenger RNA from Fraxinus pennsylvanica, 507 nucleotides. The record is from the annotation of a GenBank genome assembly. Lineage: Eukaryota; Viridiplantae; Streptophyta; Magnoliopsida; Lamiales; Oleaceae.